UUCUCCAACACAGGCAGCAGAAAAGAACAUGUUAAAAUCACAAGUGAGUCCAAACCAGGGUUCCUGGAGAGGCUCAGCGAGACUUCUGGAGGCAUGUUGAUGGGACUUGUGACAUUUCUUCUGUCUUUCUACCUUCUUUUUACUAAUGAAGGACGAGCUUUAAGGACAGCCAAAUCUCUUGAUGAGGGACUUUCUCUUGUGAUCCCUCUUGAUAGCAUCCAGAGUGUGUCUCAGCAGAAUGAAGGGAGAUUGGUGCACUUAGCUGGUGCUCUGAGUACAUCUAAGCCUUUGUUUGAUCCCAGCUAUGGGCUGUCCAUCCAGGCUGUCAAACUUAAGCGUAACGUGGAAAUGUACCAAUGGGUAGAAUACGAAGAUUCCACGGAAUAUGAAGAGAAUGGUGAGAUUAAGAAAGAGACAAAGUAUUCAUACAAUACCGAGUGGAAAUCGGAAGUUGUGAACAGCAGAAACUUUGAUCGAGAAAUUGGACACAAAAACCCUAGUGCAAUGGCUGUGGAGUCUUUCACUGCUGUUUCUCCUAACGUCCAGGUUGGCAGCUUUGUUCUUUCCAAGGGUCUCGUGGAUAAAAUUGAUGACUUCAAGCAGUUGAGCUUGUCAAACCUUGAGGAUCCACAUGCUGAUGUUACUCGAGGAGGAGAUUACUUUUACCACAGCGAGAACCCCAGGCGUCCAGAAGUAGGAGACCUUCGUGUCUCGUUCUUCUAUGCAGGUCUGAGUGGAGAUGACCCCCAUUUGGGCUCUGCUGACAAGGUGACUGUGAUUGCUCGCCAGCGAGGCGAUCAACUGGUUCCAUAUCAUACCAAGUCUGGAGAUGUCCUGCAGAUUCUGUACCCUGGGGAUCUCUCUGUGGAGGAGGUGUUUCAGAAAGAGCAUGAGAGUAACACCAUGAAGACCUGGGCCCUCCGAGCAGCAGGCUGGCUGGCAAUGUUUGUAGGCGUCAGCCUAAUGACCCGAAUCUUUUACACUUUAGUGGACUGGUUUCCUGUUGUGAGAGAUCUGGUUAACAUUGGAUUAAAGGCAUUUGCCUUCUGCGUAGCCAGUUCGCUGUCGCUCCUGACCAUCUCCAUUGGCUGGCUCUUCUACCGCCCUCUCUGGGCUCUGCUGAUCGCAUUGCUCUCUGUGGUUCCAAUUGUGGUCGCAAGGUCUCGUGUUCCACUGAAGAAGCAGCAGUGAGGAGGAGGUGGUCGGGUUUUGCGCUGAAUCCUCGUUAGAAACUUUCCAAGUGCAUUUC
This is a messenger RNA of Leptosomus discolor (cuckoo roller), 1249 nucleotides long. The record is from RefSeq and is a predicted model, not a curated record. NCBI's taxonomy places the organism in Eukaryota, Metazoa, Chordata, Aves, Leptosomiformes, Leptosomidae.